Messenger RNA from Chlamydomonas reinhardtii, 3640 nucleotides. RefSeq lists its product as uncharacterized. The transcript is spliced from 7 exons. Bases 181 to 3024 code for a protein of 947 amino acids. The record is from RefSeq and is a predicted model, not a curated record. Lineage: Eukaryota; Viridiplantae; Chlorophyta; Chlorophyceae; Chlamydomonadales; Chlamydomonadaceae.
CACUACACGCGCUCCGCAAGCAUUAAAAGGUGACAGCGAAGAAAUCGCAACAUUUUAGCUCCGUAGGAUUCAUUUCACGCGCGUAGCUUUGCUCGACUGUUGCCACGGACUGUUGCUCGCGGGCUUUGCGCACAGUCUAGGAGCUGUGAGCCGCAGUUGCUCUGGCUCGCCUAGGCCAGCAUGAGUGACAGCGAUCCGUUCGAGGGUGUAGAGUUGGGGGACGACUUGCCAGACCCCACUCAAGAAGAAAUUGACGACUGGGCCACGCUAGACGUCGAUGAGGAUGAGCCAGCCUCUAGCUCGCCUCAUAAACGCAAGAGCAAGGAGGCGGCCAGGCCCAAUGCAGCGGAGCCUGCGCCGCGAGUACCGGAACCCGGAGCAAGCGCGCCCAAGUCGCCGCUCGCGACGCCUGUGGAGGCGCCUGCGCAGGCUGCGAGCAGCCCUGAAGCUGAGGUGAAGGCUAAGGAGAAGCCAGCUGCUCCGGCACCGAUCUCGGCAGCAACAGCCAAGCCGCGCAACGAUUCACCUGCACCCGCACCUCCCGCUCCGAAGCCAGCGGCUGCUGAGGCAAGCUCCGUGGAUCCUCCGGCACCAGUCGUGAAGCCAAGCGAGCCUGAGCCUGCUCCCGUACCUCCUCCCCCGGCAGCGGUGCAAGUCGCGGAGCCCCCGACAGCUGCUGCUCCCCCGGCUCCGGUACAUGUCGAGCCGGAAAUCGAGCCCGCGCUUACGCCGACCGAUGACGCGCCUAGGAAGGCAGCGCCGGUCGAGGACGAGCUGCUUGACGAAGAGGACGACGCCGCGGCGCAGCAGCAACAGCAGGGUGGUGCCGGGUGGGGCUGGGGCUGGGGCACCGGCCUAGGCCUGGGCGCGCUCGGCGGCAAGCUGCGUGAGGUGGCUCGCGGCGCCGUUCGCGACGUCAAGGACCUCACGGAGACCUUCCAGGCAGCGCUCGCUGACGUGACCGGUGCGGAGGACGAGGAGGAGGAGGCGGGGCGGCUCAGCGCGCUGGACCGGGCAGCCGAGGCCGCUGAGGGCGAGUCUGCUGCCGACGCCGCAGGGGCUGAGGGUGCCAGGAAGGGCGAGGCCGAGGACGAUGGCGACCCAACGCACGCGCCGCGGCCGGAGGGAGAGCUCAUGCGGGCGGGCCACGGCGUGGGCGGGGCGGCCGGCCGCGCGUACCAGCCGCCGGCACAAGUCCGCGGCGGCAACGCGGCUGGCAGCGCGCGGGGCUCCACCGGCGGGGCGGGUGCGGAGGCUGAAGACGCGGCGCCGGUCGACCCAGCCCUGGAGGUUGGCCUGCAGGCCAUCGAUGCGCAGGUGGAGCAGCUGGCCACUGGCGCCGCCAAGGCCUUCAGCAGCCUGUGGGGCGGGCUCAGCAGCGUGGCCAAGGUUGUGGCGGCGGAGGUGGCGGCUAGCGUGGCGGACGUGCAGAGCAGCGAGGCGGUGCGCGGCGUGGCGCAGAUCGGCACGCAACUGGCGCACACGGCGGAGCGGGGGCUAGAGCGCGUGGGGCGCACCGCCAUGACGCUUCUGGAGGAGGUGGCGGGCGUGAGUGCCGCGCAGGCCGGCCGCCGCCGCAUCUGGGGCGAGGAGGCGGACGCGCGGGCCGCGGACAUGGGCCAUGAGCCAUCCAACUUCCAGGACUUUUUCUACAUCUACGGUGGCGAGCAGCUGUCGGAGGAGGUGGACAAGCUGUCCAAUGAGUGCAGCCACCUGUGCAACAAGAGCCGCGCCAAGCUGGAGGCCGACCAGCAGGCCGCGCUGGACGAGGCCGUGGCCCGCCUGCUGCCCUACUUCAACGACCCCUGGGUGCACCACUCCUCUUCCUCCGGCGCACCUGCUGCUGCCGCCUCCGGUUCCAACGCCGCCGGCGCUGAUACAGCUGCUGCUACAGCCGGCCAGCUGCACGAGCUGGACGACAGCAGCCGCGAGGCCGCGGAGCGGCUGGCUCACAUGUACGACCCCAUCGGCUACCUGUGUCAGGACAGCCUGGCGCGCAGCGAGGCCUUCCUCAUGCAGCUGCGGGAGGCCGUGGAGGCGGCGGCGCGGCUGCAGGGCACUGCGGCGGCGGCGACGGAGGAGGGAGGCACGGCCAAGCGCGUCAGGAAGUCGGUCGAGGAGGACGACGAGGAGGAGGAGGAGGACGAGCUAGACGAGGAGCAGCAGCGCGAGGAGGCGGAGGCAGCCGCCCGGCAGCGGCCACGCGCGCUGCUGGACUCGUUCCGCGCGCACUUCACCAAACGCAUGGCCGAGGUGACCACGGCGCAGCUGCAGCUGCUGCUUAACCUUGGAGCCAGCCUGGUGGCGCCCGCCCGCACCGGCAGGCCCGCGCCCGACGGCAUCUCCUGGCCGGACAGCAGCGAGCAGCAGGCGGCGCUGCUGGCGACCGAGGCGCGGCGCAUGGUGGCCGACCUAGUCGCCAUCACCGCCGCCUACCUGGCCACGCUGGACGCGCUCCGAGAGACGCUGGCUGUUGUCGCCGCAGCUGAGGCAGCCGCUGCGGCUGCGGAGCCUACCAGCAAGGUGGAGGGCGAGGACGCGGAGGCUGAGGCGGGCGUGGAGGGCAAGGCCAAGGCCGCGUCGGUGGACGGAGCAGGUGCGGCAAAGCCGCCUGCGGUGGCGCCGCCGCUGCCGCUGGACGCGGCGGCUCUUGACGAGCUGGCGGCUGCGCUGCGGUCGUAUUCGGAGUCUGCGGGCGGCUGCAUCAAGAGCCGCUACAAGGGCCUGUUGUACGCAGUGCUGCUGCGGCGGCUGGUGACGCGCAUCGCGCAGCAGGAGGAGGAGCAGGCCGCGGCGGCGGGCCCAGGCAAGGUGGAGGCUGGGGAGGAGGAGGCUGCUGCCACGGAGGCGGGGUCGGGCAAGGAAGUGCCGGGCGCAGAUAAGGCCACCGAGCCGGUGGCAGUGGCGGAGGAGGGAAAGGAGGAGGAGGAGCAGGAGGUUAGGGCAUUGCAGCAGCCGGAAGUCGGAGAGAAGCCACCAGCUGCGGCAGCAAGGGCAGAGGCUAGUGGCCCUCAGGUUGAUUAAGACCAGGGACACCUGCUGGGGUGGUGAAGGCGUUAGGUACAAGUGACAGGAGUUAGUUGCGACGUGUGGUCGUGUGGAUUGAGCAGUUAAGAAGAGGGGCAGGUAGGUUUUAGCAGGUGUAUUGGCACGUGAGCUAUUGUUGUUGAUACCAGGCCACCAUGCGCCCUUGGUGCUGGUACUGGUGGGCACAGGAGCCGUGUAUACUUAAUGUAGGCAGGGCUUGCAUCUAGGUAGGCCGCCGCCGCUGGCGAGAAGGGCCCUAACCACCUCCUCGCCCAUGGCAUCCAGGGGCCCCAAAAUGCCUAGUUUAAACGUUUGGGGGCGGAGGACUCUGCGAAGGGGUAGUUGGUGGGUUUCGGGACUGUAUGCAGCCCCACACAACGAGAAUGCAACCCCCAAAUUGUGUCCAAUCUUUCUCGCCCGAGGGCCUGCAUUGGGGCCCGUUUCUUUCCGCUGUCUGAAAACGCAAGCCCUGGGGUGUAGGCAUUAGUGUAAAGUGCAAGUCGAGCGAGGCUUAGAGCGUUGCACCUUAACGGCUUGGCUAGGGCUGCCCAUCCAAGAGCCUUGUCGAAGUAAACGAAUUGUAGGCCUGCAUGCGGUGUAACGCAUUGAAGUG